AUGACAGCGCUUUGUCUCGGGGGCCUGCUGGUCUCGCUUGACGGCACGAUCCUCGGCACAGCAGUGCCCGCUAUCACUGCCGAGUUCGGCUCUCUCGGAGACGUGGGAUGGUACAACAGCGUGUACCUUCUGACCAUGUCAGUGCCGCAGCUGCUGUUUGGCAAGCUCAAUUCACGAUAUCCAGUACGGUGGAAUCAUAGCGCAGCGAUGCUACUGUUUGUCGUUGGAUCAGCUGUCUGCGGCGCAGCGCCAUCCUCCGCCGGCCUCAUCGCGGGACGCGCCAUUGCAGGUCUGGGUUGCUCUGGGCUCCUGGUGUCUACCAUGUCUCUGGCUCCGGUCCUUGCGCCGCCGGCACGCCAACCCCUACUGAUCGGCAUGUUUGCGGCUACAAUGGGGCUCGGCAUCGCCAUCGGACCUUUAGUGGGUGGUGUGUUGACCGAGACGGUCUCGUGGCGAUGGAAUUUCUACAUCAACCUUCCCUUCGCUGCCGUUAUAUACGCAGUCUUCCUAUGGCUCGUGCCUUCUCCCUCGAAUCCGAUCGCACGCACGACGACACCAACGCACAGCAGCUUCUGGCAGACUCUCGACCCCCUCGGCCUCACGACACUCACCGCGUCCGUGACAAGCCUGCUCCUAGCCCUACAAUGGGGCGGAGUCCAAUAUCCAUGGAAUGACGCACGCAUCACUGCGCUGCUAGUCCUCUCCGGCGUGCUCAGUCUCGUGUUUCUCUGCGUUGAGGUGUGGCAGCGCGAGAAUGCCAUGUUGCCCGCUUCCAUCUUUACCCAGCGCAGUGUUGUCUGCUCAGCCCUCUUCUCGUUCUGCAGCAGCGGUGCGUCUGUGGUGCUGGUCUACUACUUACCCAGUUGGUUUCAGGGCGUCAUGGGUGUCAAUGCGUUGCAGUCUGGGGUCAACACGCUCCCACUCGUCAUGACGACGGUUUUCACGACAGCUGCAGGUGGCUUGCUCCUGACACAUGUUGGGCAGGUUGGGACGCUCAUGCUUGUCGCUACCGUGUUCAUGUCAAUCGGCGCGGGGCUCUUCACCACAUUCAAGUUCGACUCGCCCACAUCUUACUGGAUUGGGUGCCAGAUUGUGUAUGGCCUUGGGAACGGAUUCAGUAGGCAAGCUCCCGCCAUAGCUGUUCAGAAGGUUCUCGCCGAGUCUGAUAUGCCCAUCGGCUUUGGCAUGAUCAUGUUUUCGCAGUUCAUGGGCGGCGCAAUCUUUAUUCCCAUAGCACAAGCUAUAUUCAUUAACAAAUUGGCAGGGGGCUUACAAAGUCUAGGCCUCCACGCGGUGGACCCCGCUACCUUGGCCGCAGAGGGGUUGACCACCAUUACCGCCGGACUGGAGGGCCAAGUCAAAGACGCGGCUCUAACUGUGAUCAACAAUUCUCUCGUUCAGGCGUGGCAUGUCUCUGUAGGUCUAGCUUGUGCGGGUAUCAUUGGGGUGGUCUUUGUGGAACAUGGCAGGAUAAACAGAAAACCCAAGAAUCUUUAG
Molecule: messenger RNA, 1497 nt
Organism: Microdochium trichocladiopsis
Lineage: Eukaryota; Fungi; Ascomycota; Sordariomycetes; Xylariales; Microdochiaceae
Product: major facilitator superfamily domain-containing protein
Exons: 4
Coding region: 1-1497 (498 amino acids)
Biological process (GO): transmembrane transport
Molecular function (GO): transmembrane transporter activity
Source: RefSeq, a predicted model, not a curated record